Messenger RNA from Sorex fumeus (smoky shrew), 249 nucleotides. RefSeq lists its product as uncharacterized. The transcript has 2 exons. The coding region runs from base 130 to 249 and encodes 39 amino acids. NCBI's taxonomy places the organism in Eukaryota, Metazoa, Chordata, Mammalia, Eulipotyphla, Soricidae. The record is from RefSeq and is a predicted model, not a curated record.
CGCCGCCGGCGCGGCCCGCCCGGUCCCCAGCGCCUGAGCGGCCGCGGCGCCCGUCGCCCCGAGCUGCGCCCACCCAAGGCGGGCCCCCGCCCGGACCCCGGCGCCAGCAGAAGACUGACCUUUGGAAAUAUGUCUCUGGGAGAUAGUCACGUCCUCCUAAAGACCUUGUGCUGGUGCUGCCAUCGGAAAAUCUGGUUACACUCUGGGGAGGCCUGCUGCCACGGCGGGACUGAACCCCCGCGGCCCUGA